AUGUGUGAUGCCAGUGACCUUGCCAUAGGUGCUGUCCUUGGUCAGCGGAGAGGUAAGCUUCCAUUUGUGAUUUAUUAUGCAAGCAAAACACUUGAUGCAGCUCAAAAAAAUUACUCCACCACUGAAAAGGAGUUACUAGCAGUUGUUUUUGCUUUGGAUAAAUUUAGAGCUUACAUUUUAGGCUCUCCAAUUGUUAUAUUCACUGACCAUGCAGCUCUUAAAUAUUUGCUCACAAAGAAAGAUGCCAAAACUCGACUAAUUAGAUGGAUUUUGUUAUUACAGGAAUUUAAUAUCAGCAUCAAGGAUAAAAAGGGAGUAGAAAAUGACACACCCCACCACAUUGGAGCUCUCAAGACAUCAAAAGGUUUAAAUUGGAGGACAACUUUUAAAACUGUCCUAGGCAUGUCUCCCUAUCGUUUGGUUUACGGUAAAGCAUGCCAUCUCGCUAUUGAGCUAGAACACAAGGCUUAUUGGGCUGUCAAGCACUUUAACUUUUCUACUAACAAUUCUGGUGUUUUAAGAAAAUUGGAGCUGAAUGAAUUAGAAGAGUUGAGACAGGAUGCCUACGAUAAUGCCAAACUUUACAAGGAGAGAACUAAGGUUUUCCACGACAAGCACAUUUUGAAAAAGAGUUUUCUCCUCAAUCAAAAGGCUCUCCUCUACAACUCUAGACUCCAUGUGUUUGCCGGUAAACUUCGAUCCAAAUGGAGUGGUCCUUAUAUUGUUCAGACAGUGUUUCCUCAUGGGGCUGUUGAAAUCCUUAAUCCACACAAUGGUAAUAUUUUUAAGGUUAAUGGACAGCGACUCAAACAUUUUCUUGACUAUUUUUCACCAGAGGAUACCACCAUCCAUCUAUUGGACCCUGACCCUCCAACCGAGCCUUGA
Molecule: messenger RNA, 885 nt
Organism: Carya illinoinensis
Lineage: Eukaryota; Viridiplantae; Streptophyta; Magnoliopsida; Fagales; Juglandaceae
Exons: 2
Coding region: 1-885 (294 amino acids)
Source: RefSeq, a predicted model, not a curated record